Phytophthora sojae is the source of this 975-nucleotide messenger RNA. RefSeq lists its product as hypothetical. The transcript is spliced from 2 exons. The record is from RefSeq and is a predicted model, not a curated record. The coding region runs from base 1 to 975 and encodes 324 amino acids. Gene Ontology annotation, molecular function: protein binding. Lineage: Eukaryota; Oomycota; Peronosporomycetes; Peronosporales; Peronosporaceae.
AUGGAUGUCGUGCGGUUCCUGGCGGAGCAAUCUGGUGCUCGUGUAAACGCUAAGGACGAUGACGGGAGUACUGCGUUGAUGCAGGCUGCUUUAAAUGGUCAUUUCAAUGUUGUGGAGUACCUGACGGAGCAACGCGACGCUGAUGUGAAUGCGAAGGACAACAAAGGAGGCACAGCAUUCAUGCAGGCUGCUCGCAAAGGCCACUUCGAUGUUGUAGAGUACCUGGCGGAGCAACCCGACGCUGAUGUGCAUGCGAAGGACAAGGAAGGAGCUACAGCAUUGAUGCAGGCUGCUGCCAAUGGUCAAAAUCAAGUCGUGCAGUUCCUGGUGGAGCAAACCGGCGCUGACGUGAAAGUCAAGGAUAAGUAUGGAAAGAUGGCUAUGAUGUUGGUCGCUGGCAAUGAUGAAGUUGAAAUGCAACGUAGCGCUGAUGUGAACGCCGACGGCAACGAAGGAGACAUAGCGUCGGUCCGGGCUGUGUAUAACGACAACUCCGAUGUAGUGCGGUACCUAACUAACAAAUGUGAUGCUGGUGUCAAAACCCGUGACAUGAAAGAAGGCACUGCGUUGAUGCAGGCCGCUGGCAACGGUGAAAUUGAAGACGUGAGGUAUCUGGCUGAGCAACGUAACGCUGAUGUGAACGCCGUGGACGCCGAAGGAAGUACAGCAUUAAUGCGGGCUGCCCGCAAUGGCCACCACGAUAUCGUGCAAUAUCUGGUUGAACAACGUCUCGCUGAUGUGGCCACCAUAGAUAACAGGGGAUACACGGCGUUGAUGUGGGCUGCUGCCAAGGGUCAAAUCAGAGUCGUGUGGUACUUGGAACAACAAUGUAUGGAUGAUGUGAACGGAAGGUUCCACGAGAGGGCCUCACAAAUCACCGGGCAUAUGGGAGUGGAGCACUUUCUGAUGGAAUCACGCACUAAUAAUAAAGGCGGUUUGUACCAAUCCUGGGAUGCGGUACACUUACGUAAAUAG